Histoplasma mississippiense is the source of this 1098-nucleotide messenger RNA. RefSeq lists its product with no specific name. The coding region runs from base 1 to 1098 and encodes 365 amino acids. The transcript is spliced from 3 exons. The record is from RefSeq and is a predicted model, not a curated record. NCBI's taxonomy places the organism in Eukaryota, Fungi, Ascomycota, Eurotiomycetes, Onygenales, Ajellomycetaceae.
AUGGUCCAUUUUACCAUCUAUCUUUGUUCCUCUCUUCUUUUUCUGAUCGCACAUCCGUCAAUUCCUCCAACCCAGCAUCAACAGGAACUGAAUUUCGAACAAACAACUCAGCUUUCUGAAACUGCCAAAGGUCAUCGCAGCCCGAUCGAGGAAUUGGCUGGUAUUUCGUUACCACCACUGACAUAUCCAAAGUCAUCCUACCACGGUCAUCAAUCGACUCAACCGAAGUCUACUGAAAGUCAAGCAGUAGAGACGUUGAUCAACGAGUCAGGAAUCGAUAGGCAGACUUAUGAGGAGAGCGAAUUUAUUAGUCUUCAAUUGGAUGACUUCGUGAUCUACGCGUCGCCCGAGGACUCACCGGCCCCCUAUGGCAUGGUUUCACUCGAUCAGGUGGCUGGAAGGUUUGGAAAACAGACUGUCAAAUUUUUCUUUGAUGGGGUGCUGAAAGUGCCGGGGAGCCAGGGACUGUACCUGGAAAAAGUGCCAUUCCGCUUUGUGUCAAUUGGAGGAUAUGGAGACAUCGAGCAGCAUCAUGUCGGGAAAGAUAUGUGGAUCCAGUCGAUUUACGGCGCAUCUACAUCGCUCGGAGACCUAUGGUAUCAAUUGGGCACGCCCGCCGUAGAAUAUAAAGACUACCAUCAGUCAUUUUGCUGGCUUGCUAAUCUUGCAAAGUUUUUCAUUGACUACCUCCAACAUCAUGAGAAUGUCAUUCUACGCCACUUUAAAAACGACUUUUCCUCCUGGCUUAAGGACCUGCACGGGCCGGAUCCGUCUUUUGUACAAUGGAUGGCCGAAUACAAAAGUCUCGACUUUAGACACGCUAUCAAUUCCUACUCCAAUUUUCUCGAGAAGCAAGCAUGGGAUUUGGACCCUACUUACUGCUCUCAUCCUCUUUGGGCUGAACUUGGUGUUACUCAGGACGACCAUGUUCUCCAAAUGCAACCGCAAAAAGCAAAGCGGACUGUUGUCACGCCAUACGUAUAUAAAUGUUUCAAAAACAUGGUGUGGGCAAAUUGCCUUACUUCCGUGGAGCUUGAUCCUCAGGUAUCAGCAAAUCACAAGAUGUGCAUCCCCGUGAGAAGCGCUCACCGAGAUUAA